Quercus lobata is the source of this 552-nucleotide messenger RNA. RefSeq lists its product as uncharacterized. The transcript has a single exon. The record is from RefSeq and is a predicted model, not a curated record. Bases 1 to 552 code for a protein of 183 amino acids. NCBI's taxonomy places the organism in Eukaryota, Viridiplantae, Streptophyta, Magnoliopsida, Fagales, Fagaceae. Gene Ontology annotation, cellular component: plasma membrane.
AUGGCACAAGACCAGCCCAACCAAUCCAAGCUAACCCUACCUAUUAAUUCUACAAGGUCUGAUGCUGAUUCAAUAAAUGCUCGAGCUCGAGGGGACAACUCAAGUGAGCAUACAAAAAAUACUCUUUUAGUUUUGGGUACUUUGAUUGCUUCCGUGACCUUCCAAGCAGGAGUCAACCCUACUGGUGGCGUUUGGCAAGAAAACUCACCCCAAGAUCCUGCUCAACAAGCUGGAAAGACCAUUUUGGCUAAUAAUAUAUCAUUCUAUGCCAUUUAUAUUGUCUGCAACACUUUAGCGUUUUCUACGUCGUGUUCCAUGAUUGGAUCUCUGGUCGAAACAUCAGGAGAAUUUAGAAUAUUGGUGCGGCUUGUCCUUUUUUAUAUGGGAUUCACCUACUGUGCUUCGGUCAUGUCUGUGCUGCCAAAUCGUGGAACUCUUAAUACUUGGUUAUUUUUAUUCACAUUUUACUCCGCACUUCUUGUACCGUUUUUACCUUUGUUUGCAAGACGUAUUUGGAACAAAAUUGAGGCAGCAUGGAAUGAACUUUGGUGA